AUGACACCUUUCAUAAGAGCCACUAAUAUCGCUCUCGCGUGUCUUGAAGAGAUCAAGGUUGAUGGGAUGCGUGCCCCUGUCUCCGCCGUGGACAUGAUCUGUCAGCAGAACGAUAUGCCUAUGCACCAAACCCAUCAGACCGCGGAAUCAAUUCGGAAGCCCUACCUUGUCAUUCUCCCUUUGAACAGCGCAUGCGCUCCCUUCCAGGAUGAGAAGGGCGGCAAGAAGGGGAAAGAGGAGGAGGAACAGGAGGAGGACGAGAAGUGCAAAAGGAAGCGCAAGGCUCACAUGGACACAAAUGCAAUGGCAAAGCCAAAGAAUCUCCCCUGGAAAGAUGUUCUAGUUUGCAUCGAGUUCAAGAGAAAGAUGCCAGGGAGGACGAAAGGGAUCGACCCACCGCCCUGUUCGUACAUAGUGAAAGACUAUGUCCCCACCAAGCCAGAAUAUCUGCCAGUGGAUCAUCUUGAGGCUGAGAACCUGGCACCAGGCUCUUCGCAGACUCCAGCAAGACAACCUGUGUCAGACACUGCAUUUCUAUCUUCUAGUCUUACUUCUGCACGGCCUUCCUGGGGCAGGUCCAGGUCCAAGCGCAAGGCCAUGAGUACUUUGCAAUCCGCCGCGAAAAAAUUCAAGAUGGAUCCUGACGGCACAGACACUGAUGUGGAUGCCGAUUUAGAUGUAACCAUCCAGACGGGUCUGUACGUCGCCGAAAUGUUUGCGGACAAUCUCGGAGUCACUUAUCUGCUGAAUAUUAUUAUUGUCGACAAUGUAAUGAGAAUCUGGUAUUAUGAUCGGCAAGGAAUUAUUCAAUGCUCAGGCAUCAACUUCAUUCAAGAUCUCCCACGAUUCAUGGUGCUGUUGUAUGCUUUACAAUGCUUCAAGCUUCAUGAUUGGGGCAAUAAGGUCUUCCUCCCAGUUCAAGUUGAGGGGAAACGAUGCCACAAAAUCAAAAUCAAAGAUGAGAAACUUGGAGAAGUAGAUCUGCUGCUUCACACUAGUUACAACAGAAGAGUGACACGCUACGGACUGCAAGGACGGGCCACUAAUGUGGUCCCUGUCGCCAGUGAAGCGCUCAUGAAAAAAUACGAUAAUCUCCAGGAUGAGAUGGUGGCCAAAAUAUUUUGGGGAGAGGCGAGUCGCACAAGCGAACCGGAAAUCUUGGACAAGGUUGAUGAGAUCGCGAAGCACUACAAGUUCAUGAAUUCCACGUCCGCCAUCCGGGAGGCGCUCAGCGUUCCAGACCCCACCACAGGCAGUCGCAUCCUCUACAUUCUCGUAUUUCGCAAGCUCAAGCCGAUCACGGAGCUCUACAGUAGAGAGCUUUUCGACGUGUGGUAUCAAUGCAUACUAUGUCACCUUACUUUGUGGAAGGAGGGGGUCUAUCAUCGAGAUGUCAGCCCUGGAAACCUGAUGUGGUACUGGCAAGACGGGAAGCGGAUAGGUGUUUUAAACGAUUACAAUCUAUCCUCAUUGGCGGAUGACACAGGUUCUCGAGGCAAUGAAUGCAUAGGAAUGAUACCAUUCAUGGCGAUCGAUCUUCUCAGUGUAACAGGUCAACGAGGCGAAGUCAAAGAUCUAUAUCACCAUGAUCUGGAGUCCUUUAUGUGGUGCUUUGCCUGGAUCUCCUUGAAAGGAGUCCAUCUAUCUCAGGGAUUGCGCCCCGUCGAUGAAUGGGCGACUUUAGAUGCCAGGGCAUGUCCCGUCGAGAAGUUUUUUUUCCAGGGGCAUAUAGAAGUCCCCGCACACUUGCACAAAGAUAAACUUAUGUGGAAAUUCCUUGUGGAUUGUUUCCAUGUGCUUAACACGCACUCCUUUAAUCGAGUCACACAACUAUACCAAUCACUAAUAUCGGGGGACAAACUGACCAACUCUGAGGAAUCAGAAUCAGACAUUGAUGGUUUUCUGCUGUCAUUCAAGAACACUGAGAGCUGGGCUGCUCUCAGCAAACCUUCACAGUAA
Molecule: messenger RNA, 1959 nt
Organism: Suillus plorans
Lineage: Eukaryota; Fungi; Basidiomycota; Agaricomycetes; Boletales; Suillaceae
Exons: 5
Coding region: 1-1959 (652 amino acids)
Source: RefSeq, a predicted model, not a curated record